AUGUUAAGAAACACAUAAAAAGACCAUUUGUUGUAGAUUGUGGUGUAAAAUAGGAAAUAAGUCUCUAAGAAAAAACAGUCAAUGAAACUUCAUAAGAGUGCAACUAUGGAGUAAAAUACUCUUUAAGCAAAGGAAUAACUUAGAGAUAUUUGA
Messenger RNA from Tetrahymena thermophila SB210, 153 nucleotides. RefSeq lists its product as hypothetical. The record is from RefSeq and is a predicted model, not a curated record. Lineage: Eukaryota; Ciliophora; Oligohymenophorea; Hymenostomatida; Tetrahymenidae. The transcript has 2 exons.